Molecule: messenger RNA, 333 nt
Organism: Fusarium proliferatum ET1
Lineage: Eukaryota; Fungi; Ascomycota; Sordariomycetes; Hypocreales; Nectriaceae
Exons: 2
Coding region: 1-333 (110 amino acids)
Source: RefSeq, a predicted model, not a curated record
AUGAACCUGAGGAAGAAGGGGACAGCCCGGAAGGCUUGGAAGACUGGACCCCCCAGUCCCGCCUCACUCGACAAAAAUGCUGGAGACAAUUUCUGGUGCAAGUCACUGCAAAAAAGUCCUGUUUUCUCAUCAUCUAGGCAGCCUUGCAUCGUGCCCAGUCCUCAGCCCAGCUACAGAAUCCCAGUCUUGACAAUGCCGAAGAACGCCAAGCUUGAGUGGCUGGUCGAGGGGAAGCACAAGAGUGGACACGCCAACGUCAUUGCUGAGCUUCGAGGUGCCCACCUGCCACCCCUUGAGCUCUACGUCCAGCCCGAGACUCUUGACCGUUGUUGA